AUGGCGGACUUUGACGAGUAUCCCCCCAACAUGGCGCCGCAGGAUGCGCUCCUAGUUCGGCAACGAUCGGAGCCGGAUCACGAAGUCGUGAUCUAUUCGGCCCAGGAUCUAUCUAGACCCAAUCAAGGUCCUGCAAACCCCUUCAAAGACGAAUCCAGAGGGUCUAAGCGCAAAAACAUACUCACGGGACACGCCGAGGAGACCUUUCUGAGCGAACAUUCCUUUCGGACCAAGCAUCGCGCCAUCGAGAGAAAAGGCGGGCCCGGGCGAGGAUAUCAGAGCAGCGCUGAGCGAAAGGCAGAGGCGCUGCGGAUACGAUCGAAUAGAGAAAGCAAGGGCGACUCCUCAAUCGCCGAGGGACCUGGAGCGUACAUGGGUCCCUGGGCGAGAUACUCAAAAGACGAGUUCGAGGUCCUCGGAGAGGACGAGGAACUGGCAAGUGAUGAAGAAUACGAAGUCGUCGAGGAGCGAGAUGACAUCGUGGAGAGUGGAACGGUGCUGAAAGCACCAGUCGCAGCGAUUGCGCGGCGGAAGGAGAUUGAGGAACUUGGCGAAGAGACAUCGACAUUUCACGGGACUGAGGAACACGACUACCAGGGCAGGACCUACAUGCACGUUCCGCAAGAUCUCGACGUUGACCUGCGCAAGGAGGCCGGAACUUUCACCAACUUUAUCCCAAAGAAGCAUAUACAUACCUGGAAUGAUCACUCUAAGGCCGUCACCGCUCUGCGGUUCUUUCCCGGUUCGGGCCAUCUGCUCCUCUCCGCAAGUGCCGACACGACAGUCAAAAUUUGGGAUGUGUACCAUGGGAAAGAUCUGUUGCGAACAUAUUCAGGUCAUGCCAAGGCGGUUUCGGAUAUUUGCUUCAAUGCCAACGGCAAUCAGUUCCUUACUGCUUCGUACGAUAGGAUGAUGAAGCUAUGGGAUACGGAGACGGGCAAAUGCAUCAGCAGAUUCACCACUGGCAAAACGCCCCACGUCAUCAAGUUCAACCCAGACCCAGAGCACGCUAAUGAGUUCUUGGCCGGCAUGUCCGACAAGAAGAUUGUGCAGUUUGACACUCGAACACCUGGCGAGAUUGUGCAGGAGUAUGACCAUCAUCUGGCAGCAGUCAACACAAUCACGUUCGUGGACCAGAACCGCCGUUUCAUGACGACGUCGGAUGACAAGUCGCUGCGCGCAUGGGACUACAACAUCCCGGUCCCCAUCAAGUACAUCGCCGAGCCCGACAUGUAUCCCAUGACCAACGCGGCAGCUCAUCCGAGUGGCAAGUACGUUGCAUACCAGAGCUCAGACAACCAGAUUCUAGUCUAUGGUGCGAGCGACAAGUUUCGGCAGAACCGAAAGAAGUGCUACCGCGGACACAACAACGCAGGGUUGGGCAUCGAACUUGACUGCAGCCCAGAUGGCCAAUUCCUAGCCUCGGGCGAUUCUGCCGGAUAUGUGUGCUUCUGGGACUGGAAGACAUGCAAGAUGUAUCACAAAAUAAAGGCGGGAAAGCAAGCGGUGACGUGUGUCAAAUGGCAUCCGCAGGAGACCAGCAAGGUUGCCACGGCAGGGCUCGAGGGAGAAAUUCGGUACUGGGACUAG
Drechmeria coniospora is the source of this 1590-nucleotide messenger RNA. RefSeq lists its product as uncharacterized. The transcript has a single exon. Gene Ontology annotation, cellular component: catalytic step 2 spliceosome. NCBI's taxonomy places the organism in Eukaryota, Fungi, Ascomycota, Sordariomycetes, Hypocreales, Ophiocordycipitaceae. Gene Ontology annotation, biological process: mRNA splicing, via spliceosome. Gene Ontology annotation, molecular function: mRNA binding; protein binding. The record is from RefSeq and is a predicted model, not a curated record. The coding region runs from base 1 to 1590 and encodes 529 amino acids.